CACGCGCUGCACCUGACAACACGGGAGAAGUGUUCACCCUGAUGGACGGUUCGGAUAUUCUUCUGUUUUAUAUCCUCUCAGCAGAGAUAACACUUUAAAACUUUGAAAAGACAAACUACCAUGUGCCUGAACGCUGUUUUCAGGUGGGAAUAAACGUCAAGUGGAUUUUGCACGCCGGGCUCCGGACCCAGAGACAGGAGAGAUUUAUCUGCACUUUGAAUAACUAUUUGUUUAUUAUCACAUUUUUCUGGACUGCUUUUAAUAUUUUUUUUCAACGCGAGUCUCAUAAUGCGACUUGUUCUGUCAUUUGCAACCUGUUGGGAGCUGACAGGUCUGGUGAAAAUGUUACAAGGUCGUUAAAUUUAUUGGAACGUGACCACCGGAGAUGAACUUUCUCCGUGCAGAUUGCAGGAGCUCUGGUGAAUGAUUGACAGCCGCUCGGGCUUUAUGGACAAACUGGAUGUACCAACUUGUUUAGUUUUAAUCAUUAAGAGACUGAGAGGAACAUAAUGAAGCUCUGGUCUUUGAGAUUCAUGAGAUGAACUAAAGCUUCUUGCCCCCUCCAUUUAUCCUUUUCUUGUUUUAAUGACUCUAAGUAAUUUAUAACACACUUUCUAUAUGGCAUUUACGCUGAGGGACCCGCGGCCCCUCGUGCUGCUGGUGCUGCUGCUGUUCCGGUGUCCUGGUCUCACUUUAGGAGCCUCCAAGGAGCUGGUGUGUGAGCCUAUAACUGUGCCCAUGUGCAGGGGCAUCGGCUACAACCUGACCUACAUGCCCAACCAGUUCAACCACGACACCCAGGAGGAGGUGGGGCUGGAGGUGCACCAGUUUUGGCCCCUGGUGCGGAUCCGCUGCUCCCCGGACCUGCUCUUCUUCCUGUGCAGCAUGUACACCCCGAUCUGCCUGCCGGACUACCGCAAGCCCCUGCCCCCCUGCCGCUCGGUGUGUGAACGGGCCAAACGAGGCUGCUCCCCCCUGAUGAGCCAGUAUGGCUUCGAGUGGCCCGAGAGGAUGAGCUGUGAGCAGCUGCCCCAGCUGGGCGACGAGGUCCUGUGCAUGGACCAGAACAGCAGCGAGACCACCACCCUGGCUCCACCUUUCCCCAAACCAACCCCUAAAGGCCGGACCAGACCGCCCAGCCCCCCUCAGUGUGACAGGGAGUGCCGCUGUCGAGACCCCCUGGUCCCCAUCAAGAGGGAGUCCCACUCUCUGUACGGCCAGGUCCACACCGGCCCCCUGCCCAACUGUGCCCAGCCCUGCCACCAACCAUACUUCUCAGCCGACGAACGUGCCUUCACCACCUUCUGGGUGGGACUCUGGUCGGUGCUGUGCUUCAUCUCCACCUUCACCACUGUCGCCACCUUCCUUAUUGACAUGGAGCGCUUCAAGUACCCAGAGAGGCCCAUCAUCUUCCUCGCUACCUGCUACCUCUUCGUGUCUCUGGGUUACAUCAUCCGCCUGGUGGCAGGUCAUGAGCGGGUGGCGUGUGGCACCAGCAGCAGCGUCGGGGGGGACCAGCUGCACAUCCUCUACGACACCACCGGCCCCGCUCUCUGCACCCUCGUCUUCUUGUUGGUGUACUUCUUCGGCAUGGCCAGCUCCAUCUGGUGGGUGGUGCUGUGCUUUUCCUGGUUUCUGGCUGCAGGGAUGAAGUGGGGCAGCGAGGCCAUCGCAGGAUACUCUCAGUACUUCCACCUGGCCGCAUGGCUCAUCCCAAGUGUCAAGACUAUCGUGGUGCUGGCUCUCAGCUCUGUGGACGGGGACCCUGUGGCUGGAAUCUGCUACGUGGGGAACCAGAGUCUGGAGAACCUCAGGGGAUUCGUACUCGCACCUCUGGUGGUUUAUCUCUUCACCGGCUCACUUUUCUUACUUGCCGGCUUUGUUUCUCUCUUUCGCAUCAGAAGCAUCAUCAAGCAAGGUGGAACAAAGACAGACAAACUGGAGCGGCUGAUGAUCCGCAUCGGGCUCUUCACUGUGCUGUACACGGUCCCUGCCACCAUCGUGGUGGCCUGCCUGGUCUACGAGCAGCACUACAGGCCCGGCUGGGAGCGAGCGCUGGCCUGCUCCUGCCCGUCUGAACGCCAGCGCUCGGGCAUGGGCCCAGACUAUGCCGUCUUCAUGCUCAAAUACUUAAUGUGCUUGGUGGUGGGCAUCACCUCAGGAGUCUGGAUUUGGUCAGGAAAAACCCUAGAGUCCUGGAGGAGGUUUGUGGCUCGAUGCUGCCCCUGCUGGCCGCAGAAAGCCACUGCUCCACCCUCCAUGUACAGUGAGGCCAGCACUGCUUUAACUGGACACACUGGAACUGGACUUACCUCAGGGAUCUACCAUAAAGCUGCUCCGUUGCAUAUAUGAAGUGAAUGAAGAAAAGGAGGACUGAUCUAGGUGCAGUCACCUCUCUGGACAGAAAUGAACUAAACUAUCCAAACACCCAGAAAGUUAAUGCGGACAAACAUUUCCUUGCGAAUCAUUGGGCUCUGAAUAGUGAAAAUAUGAAAAACAUUGGACCAAAAGAUGCAGAGCGUCAAAAGAGAAAAUUCAACAUCCUUGGUAAUAGAAAUUUAAACAAACAUUAAACAAAGCUUAUUUAAAAGAGUCUGACUUUUGUGAAAAGUGACUCCAACAAUUGAAAUUUCGAAGCGGUCGACCACAGUUGACAUUUACUUGGAAAAUGAUCUUAAAGGCCCACAGAGUUACAUGGAUCCAUGAUGGAGUCACGCAUGCUUCUUCCUGUCUGUUUACCCUGAGCAUUGAGAGAAAAAAACAUAUUUAUUGAUGUAUAUAUUGUAAAAAUAUGCUGUAAAAAAUAUUAGGUGUAUAGUGUGUUAAUGUUUAGUUUGUAACCAACCAAUGCCACUGACACAAGCUAAGUCUGCGACACCAGAGAGACAAAUCUUGUCUGAUUUAAAUCGUAUUAAGUUGUACAUAAAUGUGACAUUUCAUUUCAAUGUUUGAGUGUGAUAUCUGGUGUGUUUUGAAUGAAUACAAACUGAAACAGUGCUGAAAAACUGUCUUUGUGUUUCCUCAGACUGGGAAGUCAUCUGAGAAUCACUCAAACAAAAAGGAAUUGAGUCUCUUUAAAGGAUACUGUUGUGACCUCUUAAGCCUGUUGUUUGUAUACAUCCCACUCAAAGUCACUAAAGACUGAACUGGUUUUGUUUAUGUUGUUUGAAGCAACAGGCUGUGAUCUGGUUAGAGCUGCAGGAAGACACGUCUUUACCCCCAUCUGCUGGUGAACAGGGCUCAAGUUAUGAUCUCCAUCAGGGAUCCAAAUAUAUCAACUUUAAUGUAUUAAUUGAUUUUUUUACCAAAACUAUGUAAACAAAAAAGUAUAAAUUACGAAUAAAUAGUGAUAACAGGGAAAUCUACUACUGGAAACAUAAUGUAUUGAAAAUUCUUUAUGGCUUAUUUUAGGACAGUUCUGCCGGGGCCUCCCUGAUACACAGUAAAAGACCCCUGAAAGAUCCCUGGACCUCACUUUGAGAACCAUUGCGUUCACAUGAUUUCAUUGCCACGAAGAGACAUAUGUUGUGGUACGUAGACUUUUAAAAUAAUUACAUUAAGAAACGAGACGACCGACUGAACAUUACCCAGCAUCCAUUUUAUUGAGCGACUAUUCAUUAGUAAUGCAAUUCAUGCUUUUGACAGUUGACACUGUAAACUGAGGCUCGCUCUGUUGGUUGCAGAAAAUAAACAAUUUAAAGUUGCCUUGGUGAUAGGCAUUAUAAAAAUCUGCAGAUUAAUUGAUGAUGAAAAUCAUAAUUACUAGUAGCACCAUUUUUGUUUAAUCUUUAAAAUCAAACUAUGUGGCUUUUAUAUAUUUUAUUUUUGUGACAAUCUAACUUAAAGGAGACAUAUUUUUACCUCGUUUGCAGGAUUAUUGGGUUUCUAUUAGACAUGAUUACAUUUUUUAUUUUACCCAACAAAAACACGGUCUGCAUUCACCCCCCAAAAAGGUUUCUUUGCUCUGAUUGGCUAACAAUAGAUGCUGCAAAGGUAGUUCUCCAGCCAUGGGUGCAGGUAUAUUCUAAUGAGCCUGAACGUGACAUAGGUUGUGGAAUCCUAAAUACAUCCUACCUAAUCUGGUCUAAUGUGGAUCAUCAGUUUUAGGAGUCUUGACAAUAUAAACUGAUCGACUUCUGUUUCUUCUCAGAGAUCAUAUUUGGUGUUUAUUUUCCAAACACUACGUACCUGUUAGCACAAUCCAAAACUGAGAAAAACAAUUUAUAAAUAAUGUUUUCUCACAGAAUUCAGAGCAAUAGUUCACAACAUUAGGAGGACACAGAAUGUGAACUAAAUAAGUGGGAUUUGGUGAAAACAGAGAAUAUUUAUUGUUUUCUGCCGUGACUGUGAUGUUUCUUUCAAUGCUGUUGGCCAAUUGUGUUAAGACUACUGUGCGUCCACGCGCUAGACGAUAUCUAAUUUAUUAGUCUGAUUUGUGCGAGUGAAUGCGUAUGAGUGAUAAUGAAUGGCUAAAGGUUUGCAAAAACUGACCGUUUCUUUUGUUGAUGUGUAAAUCUGCUUUCAUAUUGAGUUCCUCAAAGGAUAUAACAGAUAUUGUAGAUUUUGUUCAUAUUGUGGAAUUAAAACAAGUUGAUCUCAAGUUUGGUGACGUAC
Messenger RNA from Notothenia coriiceps (black rockcod), 4614 nucleotides. It is a transcript of the gene fzd5, whose product is annotated as frizzled class receptor 5. Gene Ontology annotation, cellular component: plasma membrane. The record is from RefSeq and is a predicted model, not a curated record. Gene Ontology annotation, biological process: non-canonical Wnt signaling pathway; canonical Wnt signaling pathway. NCBI's taxonomy places the organism in Eukaryota, Metazoa, Chordata, Actinopteri, Perciformes, Nototheniidae. Gene Ontology annotation, molecular function: Wnt receptor activity; Wnt-protein binding. The transcript has a single exon. Bases 619 to 2352 code for a protein of 577 amino acids.